Messenger RNA from Candidula unifasciata, 379 nucleotides. The record is from the annotation of a GenBank genome assembly. NCBI's taxonomy places the organism in Eukaryota, Metazoa, Mollusca, Gastropoda, Stylommatophora, Geomitridae.
UUUUCCAGUCACCGUUCAUGCUGUAUUAACAGGCUGCUUAGCAGGAGGCAGAUGGUGGUUGAUGUACUUCACCCUGGCAGGGCCACUCUCCCUAAGACAGAAAUCAGGGAAAAGCUCGCCAACUUGUACAAAGUCACCGCUGAUGUUGUCUUUUGCUUUGGGUUCAGGACACAUUUUGGAGGUGGUAAAACUACUGGAUUUGCAUUGAUUUAUGACACCUUGGACAAGGCCAAGAAGUUUGAGCCUAAAUACAGACUGGCGAGACAUGGAUUGCUAGAAAUCAAGAGAACAGGCAGAAAACAGAGGAAAGAAAGAAAGAACAGGCAAAAGAAAGUUAGAGGACUGCCAAGACCAAAGUCGGUUUUGACAAGGAGAAGAA